UGAGCUGCAGGACGGCGCAUGCCAGAGCGCGCGCGUCCGAGUAGAUGAAUGAGUGAUGGAGAUGGACCGGAAACUACUGAGUCAGGUUUUCUUCAUGUGCGUGGUGCUGAGCGGGCGAGUCUCCCCGGCUGAGUUAACCUGCGAAACUUUGAUCCUGCUGUCAACCAACUUCACAGCGAGGACCUUAGCCCGGCUCAACCAGACAUUCACCAUCAGCAACUCCUCAGGUGUGUACUGUGAGCUGUCGGUGGAUGGGAUAGGAACCUGUUGGCCUCAAAGUGUAGCAGGUGAGCUGGUCUCCAGACCCUGUCCUGAGCAGUUCAACGGGAUCCACUACAACACCACCAAUCGGGUCUACAGAGAGUGUCAGGUGAAUGGCAGCUGGGCGCCUCGAGGAAACUACAGCCAGUGCACCGAGAUCAUCGUCCUGAGGAAGAGUAAAGUUCACUAUCAGGUGGCUGUCAUCAUCAACUACCUGGGCCACUGCAUCUCUCUGGGAGCGCUGCUGCUUGCCUUCACGCUUUUCAUGAGGCUCAGGAGCAUUCGCUGUUUGAGGAACAUCAUCCACUGGAACCUGAUCUCCGCCUUUAUCCUGAGGAACGCCACCUGGUUCAUCGUCCAGCUAACAAUGAAUCCCGCUGUUACCGAGAGAAACCAGGUGUGGUGCAGGUUGGUGACGGCAGGUUAUAACUACUUCCAUGUGACCAACUUCUUCUGGAUGUUUGGUGAAGGCUGUUACCUCCACACUGCCGUCGUUCUCACCUACUCAACCGAUAAACUCAGGAAGUGGAUGUUCAUCUGCAUCGGGUGGGGUAUUCCAUUUCCCAUCAUCGUGGCAUGGGCUUUUGGGAAGCUGUACUACGACAAUGAGAAGUGCUGGUUUGGAAAGAGGACGGGAGUUUAUACAGACUACAUUUACCAAGGCCCCAUGAUCCUGGUCCUGCUGAUUAACUUUGUCUUCCUGUUCAACAUCGUCCGGAUCCUGAUGACCAAACUGAGGGCAUCAACAACCUCAGAAACCAUUCAAUACAGGAAGGCUGUGAAGGCAACGCUGGUGCUCCUGCCUCUGUUAGGAAUCACCUACAUGCUUUUCUUUGUGAACCCCGGAGGAGAGGACGAGGUCGCUCGGAUCGUCUUCAUCUACUUCAACUCCAUCCUCGAGUCCUUCCAGGGCUUUUUUGUCUCUGUGUUUUACUGCUUCCUGAACAGCGAGGUGCGCUCCGCGGUCAGGAAGCGUUGGAUUCGUUGGCAGGACCGUCACUCCAUCCGGAGCCGGGCCAUACGUGCCACCUCGCUGCCCACCUCACCAAGCAGAGUGUCCUUCCACAGCAUCAAACAGUCCUCAAACCUCUGACAGACCUGAACUCACCCAAUGACGGUCUGAGAUGUGAUUCCUGUUGGCCAAUCCGAGCUCUUAUGAUGCAUGAGGACCAGACAGUUAUAGGGGGGGCUCUGUGUGGCCCCGCCUCUCUUCACCCUCACUAGACUCUCAGUCACUGGACUCAACCAAUCAGCUGCUUCAUAUGUUGUACUGAGCAGCGGGACUGCAUUUAAUAAUCGGUUAUUGAUUUAUUGAUCAGUGUUUUAUUUAUCAGCUAUUACUGUAUGUAUUACUGAUAACCAGCUUUCUGCUCUUCACACACACGUACACUGAUCAUCACAGAUUCAGAGGUGUGUGGUGAGAAACCUAACCCUAACUUAGACUGUGUGAUAAUCCUGACCCGGCGCUGACUCUUUACUGCCUGGACGUCAGCUUCGUGCUCUCCUUCCUCAGGUGAACAUUUAAUCAGAUUAACUCUUCGUGUGAGUUGAUUAAGGUAUCGGACCAGUUCCACCAGUGGCAAGAAAGUAAAGCUGGAUUAUCAGCAGGUUUUACUUUGAAUCAGGUGGCGUCUUUAUGACCACAAGAACGUCUGCUUCAUGUUUGGUGUGAGUGCUCCGCCACAGAGACACUGCUGAAGACACACAGCAGCAGAUCCAGGAGAGUGUGUGUGUGUGUGUGAGAGAGACAGAGUGAUUGAUCCAUCAGUCUGAUCAGUGGCAUUAUUCCCUGGAAGAAUCUUGAUGAAGCUGUGCGCCAUGUAUCUGAAUAAUGCUUCUGAUUCUUCGCACACUGGUUUUGGCGACUCAUUGCUCUUCCUCCGGCAUCAGGCAACACCGAGGACUGGAGGCUUGGUUUCCGUAGCAACCCGAGGAUGCACAGCGCUUCCAGCAGUUCCUGGUCAGUUUUUGUAUGAUGCUUGUAACUUAGGAGUGUUUGCUGUUGGUAAAGGUGAACACCUCCUUCUUGUUCUGGUGUCCAUGUGGCUCAGAAGUCGGGAUGGAAAGGCGAUAGAAAGCACAAAAACACCAUUUAGUUCAUAGUGGCUGUUGUGUGCUGCU
Messenger RNA from Oreochromis aureus, 2382 nucleotides. RefSeq names its product corticotropin releasing hormone receptor 1 (gene crhr1). Gene Ontology annotation, biological process: adenylate cyclase-activating G protein-coupled receptor signaling pathway; cell surface receptor signaling pathway. Gene Ontology annotation, molecular function: G protein-coupled peptide receptor activity; corticotropin-releasing hormone binding; corticotropin-releasing hormone receptor activity. Lineage: Eukaryota; Metazoa; Chordata; Actinopteri; Cichliformes; Cichlidae. The record is from RefSeq and is a predicted model, not a curated record. Gene Ontology annotation, cellular component: plasma membrane; neuron projection. The coding region runs from base 56 to 1354 and encodes 432 amino acids. The transcript is spliced from 14 exons.